Amaranthus tricolor (Joseph's coat) is the source of this 2846-nucleotide messenger RNA. RefSeq names its product BTB/POZ domain-containing protein At2g30600. The coding region runs from base 211 to 2622 and encodes 803 amino acids. NCBI's taxonomy places the organism in Eukaryota, Viridiplantae, Streptophyta, Magnoliopsida, Caryophyllales, Amaranthaceae. The record is from RefSeq and is a predicted model, not a curated record. The transcript is spliced from 13 exons. Gene Ontology annotation, molecular function: protein binding.
UUUUCCAAUGUAGCUGUCACUUUCUCCUUUCCUAUAUAUUCUUUCACUUGAACAAAAAAUCACCAUUUUCCUCAUAUCUUAAUCCAUUAAUUUGAGCCACUAUUUUAAACAUCUUGGACAUUUUUCCUCAUUUUCUGUUUAUUUGGAUUCUAGGAGGAACUGUGUAUGUGAAACUGUUGAGUGAGUGUUUUGUGGAGUUUUAAGGUGGAUAUGAUGGAGAAAAAGCAGCACAAGUUCUUGACUGUGGCUCCCUUUGAGUGUGCUUGGCAAAAGGAGUUUAAGUUUAAGGAGGCGGGGCGGGGUUGUGUGGUUUUUGAAGCUUUUGCUCGAAACGAUGUGACGGUGGUGUUUAGAGAGCAUGUAGGUAGUCAACACUAUCAUUAUAAGACGGAUAGUAGUCCACACUACACUAUUGUUCUAGGAAGCCAUAGGAAUAAGAGAUUGAGGAUUGAGGUUGAUGGUAAAGCUGUGGUUGAUGUAGAAGGUGUUGGGUUGUGUUCUUCAGCGGCGUUUCAAAGCUAUUGGGUAAGUAUCUAUGAUGGUUUUAUUUGCAUUGGAAAUGGAAGGUACCCAUUUCAAAAUGUGGUUUUUCAAUGGCUUGAUUCGAAUCCGAAUUGUAAUGUUCAAUAUGUUGGGUUGAGCAGUUGGGAUAAGCAUGUUGGGUAUAGGAAUGUAAAUGUGUUGCCUUUGACACAGAACCAUAUAUCCCUAUGGAAACAGGUAGAUUCUAGAGAGUACAAGGAAGAAGAGGAAGAUGAAGAGGAUUAUGAGGAGUCGAUGAGCAAUGAUAAAUGGGGGUUGGCGAAUUUUCUUGAGAGUUGGGAGCUUUCUGAUGUGCUUUUUAUUGUCGGAAUGGAGGAACAGCCUGUUCCAGCUCACAAGAUCAUUUUGGCGGCUGCUGGUAAUUUCUCCUUUAGUCCAGAUGAAGAUAUUAUCCAACUUCAAGAAGUUGGCUAUCCUAUCCUGCACGCGUUUCUUCAGUAUAUCUAUAGUGGCCAAACUCGGAUUACAGAGGCACAAAUUGGGCCUCUUAAGGAGGUUAGCUUGCGGUUUGAGGUCAUGCCUUUAGUGAAGCAGUGUGAUGAUAUCAUAGAACGCUUUAAAAUGAAUAAAAAGUUGUUCGAUUCUGGCAAGAAUGUUGAGAUUUGCUACCCAAAUUGUCAAUCACUUUGUCCCAAAAUGUUCCCACAUGGAAUCCCCAUCAAUGUGAGUAGACUUAAACGAUUCUAUUCAACUGGUGCCUACAGUGACAUGGAAGUUUAUGUUGGGGAUCACAGUUUCAUUGCUGGUGUCCAUAAAAUUGUUAUCAGUUUAUGGAGUGUUCCAUUUAUGAAGAUGUUUACUAACGGAAUGAGAGAGAGUUCUUCCACAAAAGUUUAUUUGAAAGAGGUUUCGCCUGAAGCAUUCAAAGUAAUGCUGGAUUACAUGUACAGUGGGGAGCUUACGGAAGAUAUCAAAAGCAAUGACACCUUGUUACUCCAUAUUCUUUUAUUGGCCGACCAAUUUGGUAUCACACUCCUCCAACAAGAAUGCUGCAAGUUGUUGCUAGAAUGUCUUUAUGAGGAUUCAGCAUGUCAACUACUUCAAGUGAUUUCAUCAGUUUCAUCUUGUAAAGUAAUUGAAGAAUCUUGCAAGAGGAAAGUCUCAAUGCAGUUUGAUUAUUGUACCACUGCUAGCAUGGAUUUUACGUCUUUAGAUGAAGCCACAUUUAAGAGCAUUCUUCAGCAUCCAGAUUUGACGGUAACGUCAGAGGAGAGAGUUCUGAAUGCAAUUUUGAUAUGGAGUAUGCAAGCAAAAGAAUCGUAUGGAUGGGAUGCUGUGGACGGUCUUUUAGAUCAAUCAUCUCCAGAAGUUCUAUUUGGCGAGAGGCUUGAUUCUUUGAACCGCUUAUUGCCACUUGUCCGGUUUCCUCUGAUGCCAUUGGACCUGCUAGAGAAGUUCGAAAAGUCUACUCUUAUGAAGUCAAUUCCCGUGUUUUCAAAUCUUGUGAAGGAGGCAAUAAAUUAUGCACACUUUUGUAUCACAUGGACAGAAAUUGAACCAAACCCACGGUUUCACCACCGGCGUUCUAGCUAUAAAGAGUUGCAAUACAUAUGUGAUGGUGACAGCAAUGGAGUUCUGUAUUACACAGGCACAUCCUAUGGGGAACAUUGUUGGGUUAAUCCAAUGCUUUCUAAGAAAAUUAGUAUUAGUGCUAGCAGUCCAAUGUCAAGGUUUACAGACCCAAAGGUUCUGGCAUCGAGGAGUUACCAGGGAACCUGUUUUUCUGGAUGUCGGUUCGAGGAUGGAAGGAUUUGCUCAUGGUGGAUGGUAGAUGUUGGUGAAGAUCAUCAGCUCAUGUGCAACUACUAUACAUUAAGGCAGGAUGGUUCGAGAACAUUUGUCAGACACUGGAAUCUUCAGGGCUCGUUGGAUGGGAAGCAAUGGACGAAUUUAGUGGAGCACAAGAACGAUCACAAAAUCUGUAAGCCUGGGCAGUUUGCAUCAUGGCCGGUGACUGGUCCUCAAUCACUGCUUCCCUUCAGAUUCUUUCGGGUAAUGUUGACUGGUCCGACUGCUGAUCCGACAGAGCCUUGGAAAUUUUGUAUUUGUUUCCUCGAACUUUAUGGCUAUUUCCGCUAGUAUUUGAACGUUAACGUAUAGAGGAUACAUAUAUACGUAUUAUAUACGGAACCUUUAAGAUCAUAAAAUGGUUUUCUACGCUCUCUUGUAUAGUAAAGUAGAAUUCUAAUCAAUGGGAAAGCUCCCGUUGUAUUUCCACAAUUUUUUGCAUCAUUUGUAUAAUUGUAUUGAAUGGAGAUAGCAUGUACAUUUCUUCACUCUGAUAUUGGUUGGAUCCUUAGCUA